Molecule: messenger RNA, 1508 nt
Organism: Populus nigra (black poplar)
Lineage: Eukaryota; Viridiplantae; Streptophyta; Magnoliopsida; Malpighiales; Salicaceae
Product: protein APEM9
Exons: 6
Coding region: 181-1266 (361 amino acids)
Biological process (GO): peroxisomal membrane transport
Source: RefSeq, a predicted model, not a curated record
CAAGAUGAUUAUUCGCUACAAACAUAGGGAGUCAACAAGGCGAUUUCUGGCAACAAAGCACUGUCUAAAUGAAAGCGUAGGGUCAUAUUCGUCAUUUGCGAAUCAGAAAUCCACAUUUUUCGUCUCUAUCUACCAAAAACGAAUUAACAGUACCGUGAAACAGGGUGUUCAGAGAGAGAAAUGGGUGAGACUGAUUCGAGUUCUUCUUCAAUUUGGAAAGAAAUUGAACAAUCUGAGAGCUACUUAGUUUGUUCCAUGUAUAAAGAGGCAGCGACUUUAGCUUCUUCAAUUGUAAGACAAUUAAAAGGCAGCAACAUCUCUGAUAAUAGUGAAGCUUUUGAUGAGAAUGAGUUGUUUGACAUGUUGGAAUCAGCUGGAAUGGUGUUUGUUCAGGCUUUGAAUCAACUUGGCAGGACAUCAGCUAUUUUAAACGAGCUUAAAGUGCUGUUUGUUUCUGCUACAGCUAUUCCUGUUCAAGUUCUUCUCACAGGGGCAUGUUUUCAGAUAUCAGGAGCUUCUUCUGCUGGUGUCCGAGAGUUUCUUGAGGAGUUCCUCAGCAGCUGGAGUUUAGUGGAUGGACAACACUAUGUUCUUGUUGGUGCAGAAGUAGAUGUUGAUGUCCAGGAUGGAUGUGACAGGAGGUGUAUUUUGGAAGUUGACAAGUAUAUGGAGGUUGUUGAAGUCUAUGCUGUGACACUUCUUGGCACGACUCUGAAGGACAUGGAUAGUGCAAUCUCAUGGGUCGAGAAAUCUGCAUUACCUGAGAAAAGACGACAGGUACUUUUGAGGCGACUACACUCUCUAUAUUCUCUCAAAACCAUCAAUUCAUCACAAGUCUCAGCGGUUAUGCCAGAAAAUAACCACAAAGCUCAUUAUUCUGUGUCAAAAGAACUAAAUGGUUUCGAGGGAUCUCCAAAAAGAUUAGAAGCCAAUUACCUGCCUACUGCAGAGAAUAAUACAAAACAAACAAUUUCGAAGCUGUCUAGGCGUGUAGAUCCAUGUCUUUGGUGGUUCCGGUCAGUGAAUUUGAAGUUUGGGAAUGUUCGAGUGGUGGUAACAAAUGGGAAAAUUCUCCUUGGAUUUCUCUUCCUUCUUACAUAUUAUGUUCUCCGGAGGAAAGGGGCUACAUUGAAUGGACUUGUCAGGAGGCAAGUUUCGGCUGCAAAGAAGGCUAUGGUAGACUUGUGGCAGCUUGCAUUUUCAUAUCAAGUGAACCCUCUAGCUGCGGUUCAACCUCUCCCUACUGCAACACGAGGCGGCCGGUGAUGGCACCAUUUUUCGAAUAAUGCUUAUGAUUCUCUCCUUGUGGAGCUAAUUCACGUUCUGUCAUUCAUAUGGGGGAACCGUGAAGUAGCUCAAAUUAAAUUGCAAAUACGUGUUCGAUUAUCUAGAACAUUCGUAUCAAUCACAUAAUAAUGAUGUGUAACCAAUGAUACCAUUACAACGUUGGACUCCUUUGUUCUUCCUCUUCCCUUUUAGAAAUUGGAUAUGCUAUGCUUGGCGUACAA